AUGGAGAGUGUUAUCGAGAAUCUCAACGAGAUUAUUAACUCCAAGAGACUUCUCGAGCCGAGUAAGACUAUAGACACUGUUCUCAUUCGAUUUCAAGAAAAUCUUCCGGCUACUCUCUCAGAUAAACAAGUAGAUAUGUAUGAUAGAUACCUAAUAAAACUGUUAAAUGCAAAUGGAGGUGAUAUAUCAUCUAGAUGUGCGAUUAACAUUGGAAAUCAUCUUUCAGAGAUAUACGAAAGAAGAAAAUUACCAAAAUUUUUCAAUUUAUUGCAAAGACUCAAUGAAAAACCAACUCAAUCUGUUAUAUAUGCUAUAGGUAAGGUUAUUGAGCGUGUUGGUGCCCAUUCUAAGUCAGCUUUACCAGCAAUUAUCGACAAAUUACUCGGGAUGCGUCAAAGUCUCCAUGUAGCAGCAUGCUACGCUCUUAAAUGCAUCAUAGACGUCAGCCCUGAAUCUGUUACUAAGAAUGCCGACAAAAUAUUCAAAUUUGCCAGCUCAUAUAUCAAUGAAAUAGAUGAAGCGUCACAACUUCUUGCGAAUCAACUCAUUCGAGCUGUAGUCACAUACGAGGUCGUGAAUAUCCGCAAAAUACGUAAAGUUCUCCAGCAGGCGAUGUUUGUUGCUCGAUCUACUUUUGUUGUUGAAAUAGCAGCGUCAUCGGCCGGUGCAACAGCGCAAAGGAUUCUUGCUCCCAUUGACAAAAUCAACGAUAAAAAGCUACAGCAAAAGACGUGGAAAGAUACUUUUGAUUUUCUCUCAGAUUUCAAAGAGAACUUCGACAGUGUCUUCAAAUAUUUCUUAGAUUUACUCGAACCUGCAUUCGUUUACAACAACGCAAAGGCUCUUUUUGAGUUUGCUUUGUCAGUAAAUCCACAAUCAAUGGCAAAGGUCAAUGAAUUCUUCGGAAAAGACGUACGAUCGGAACUAUUCAGAACUCUCGUUACUCACGCCGCUCCAAACAUUACUUAUCUCAAAGCGGCUUCAUUUGAUGAAGAUUCGACCAGAGAAACCGCUGGUAUCGGCGUAUCGAUGCUUUUAUCCACAAAUAUUGAGGAAAGAAACUCCGCUUGCUCUUUCUUCGUUCUUUUGGCCAAGAAAUAUCCUGAAAUUGCCCUUGAGAACCUCCAGGCCGGCGCGCAGUUCCUUUCUGCACCUCCAUCGAAGGGAGACAACCUUGCUCUUCAAUACAACAACAUGGCUGAGCUUUGCGCAAUUAUUUUAUCUGUCAUUGAAGACAGAGAAGCCGCAGUUAAGAAAGUCGAGCCAUAUAUCAAGAGAUAUGUCGAGUUCCAGUCGAAGAGAGUCAAAAACGCCGCAAUCGCCGCUCCAUUAUUAAUAAUUUGCGGAUGCAUGCCCGAAUUUGAGUUUUCGAACGAUGGAAGUGCGUUUAUUGACCAUUUCAACAAUCUUCUGAAGAACGAUCUCCACAACGAACACAAAUCCAACGUUGUCGGAUCAAGAUAUUGCGAAACUGCACUUUUUUACUUAGUUACACACGAUCACCACCAAGCAGAAGCCAUAACACGUAGUUGCUUACCAUAUUUGAGUAGAAUGACACCAGCAGGUCGAUUGUUUUUACUCAAAUUAUGUUCGAAAUUCAAGAUUCAGUCAGCAUUUGACAUUUUCUACAAACUUGUCAAUGCCAACUGUAUUACCAGACCAUAUGCAUUACAUCUUAUGUCUCCAAUGUACACUCCGAAAGAUUAUUUCACUCCAAGAAAGGGAAUUGCUCCAAAUAUCGGUUCUCUUUUAUUUGUUCCCGACGAAAUCGUGUUCGGACAAGCCAUUAUUGAGACAUUACCCGAAGCAUUCAAGAAUUUGUCACUUGAAGACAGAAAGAUCAAAUUAGAACAACUAAUUGAUGAAAAAGUGAAACAUCCAAUGUACGCCAUCCUUCUCCAGCUUUACAAAACAUGUCCAAACGACAUGCCAGAGGAUUUCCACAACCACAUGUUGAAAGAACUCUUUGUAAAGCACAUAACCAUCGAAGAAAGUCAAAUUUUGUCAGAAUGUAUAGCUUUACAUGUCAAACAGUUUCUUGACAGUUUCAAAGAAGUCUCGCAGUAUUUAGACAGGCGUAAUUCAUAUAGUUUAUGUUUCUUAGUUGCUUCGAUUUCGAAACAUGUUACAUUAAGUGAUUCCGUGAUUACUUUAUUUUUGUAUUCUAUGCAAGUUGCUAUAAAAGAUCCAAAUUUAUACACAUACGCAUUACACGCUUUGUGUGAGAUCUACGAGACAUUAAGUCAGCAACUUGCAGCGAUGAUGGUAGGAGAUGCACAAUGCCAAGUCAUUUUGAAAUGCAUGUAUUCGAUGCCAACAGCAGAUCCGCAUUCAUUGAUGUUGAUUGAAAGAUGUGUUGAACGAUUAGUUCCUAUUUUAUUACCUUUCUUGUCUAGCGAAUCUACUUUUGAAUUAUUGUUUUUAGUUAUACAGUGUUUUAGGAAUACUCCUGUUCCUUUCGCUUCUGAGUUCUUCCAUUUGGUUCUCAGAGCGAGUUUGGCUUUUUCGCCAAGAUUGUUAUCGAAAUUCACCUUGAAAUUUCCUCCAAAGAAUUCAAGUGCAGAACUGAAAUUAAGUGUUUGUGGAGCGAUGUCUGAUGCUUCACACAUUUCUCCUUUAAGUGAUGAAAACUUUGAUUUGAUUCCAAGUGUUUUAAUCUUGUUGCAAAGAACGAAAGAUCAAAGAGCAUCACAAUUCGUUGUUUCUUUAGCGAGAUCAACAAGUGAAAGUAGAAUGUCUGAUUGGCUUUCUCUCUCAAAAACAGUGUUAUCAAGUAAUAAAAUGCCUGAAUUUGGUUCUGCGACUGUUCAACCGAACACAAAAGUUAAAGCAUGUGCAUUAGAUUUCACGAGAUCUUUGUUACCUGCUUUGGCUAAACAAAAAGAACUAAAAACAGAGUGUUUGGAUGAUAUGAUGACAUCAACAAUUCGUGCAGUUGAAACACAUAAAAUAGAACUCCACGAAAUUGCUUAUCAAACAUUAUCCGAUGUAAUAACUAAUUUCUCACAAAGAACAACAGAUAAUUGUCCUAUUUUAGAAUUGUAUGAAUCACAGUUUUCUAUUGCAUGCAAACAUGCAUUUCCUAGUUCAUUAGAUGUCGCUGCAAACUUCAUCACUACAUUCUUGCAGUUCCUCUUCUCAUCAGAAUCAAAUAAUUCCAGAUCAGAAAUUAUGCAUUCUGUUGUUUCUGGACUUGAAAAAGUUGGAAAGAAAUCAUUUGGAUAUUUGGACAUCGCAUCAAAAGUUGUUGAAAUUUGUUCUACAAGACCGAAUCUUGUAAAAGAAUUCGGUAAAUUCUUUGAAUUAAUUGGUGGAAACUUCAAAGAAUGGUUAAUAGAAUGCGUAAGAAUCAGAACAAACAAGAAUUGUCCAUGGGAACAAUUAUCAUCAUUCAGAGCACAAUUUUCACAUUUUUAUUCAAGAUUUUUGUUGAGUUGUGUUUGGUUGAGGUCUUAUUCACCUCAAUUAAUAGAUACAGAGACACUUGCUGCUUUUCUUUCAUUAGAAGCAACAACAGCAAGUGAAACAUGGCGUGUUUCAGCAGGUGUUUCUGCUUCAACAGCUUUACUUGAGAACUACAAACAAGAUAUUUCGAAAGAGAUGUUGAUCCAUUUAAUACAUGUUGUUUGUGAUGCUGUUUGUAGAAAUACUAUUUUAUUGAAACCAUUGACAUCUAGUUUUGUAAUUGCUGCAUGCAAAUGUAAUGGUGCUUAUGAUAAUGCAUUAGGUUUAUUGAAUGCUGUCAUAAGAGAGAAAUGCGGCGCAUUGGCUUUGUCAAGUGUUUUGAUGCUGAAAUCUCAUGAAGUAUUGAAAUACGCUGAACAAAUUUCUUCAUACAUUGUUCAGUCAUUGAAUGCGAAUGAGUUUAAGUGUAAUGAAGCAAUCUGCGCUGCCACGAUCUUGAUGGAUCUUUUAGAUGACGAAGACAUGUUUAAUGACGUAAUUGCGGAGUUCUUACUUGCACAAGACACUAAAUUCGGAUUGAUUGUUUGCAGAAGAGGAUUGACAAAAUUCCCAGGCUGUGCAGCAGCUUCUUCUGUUGCAAGACUUUGUAAAAGAGCUAUAUUGGAUGGAGGUAUUGAUUUAGCUGCUUUCUUGUUAGCAAGAAGUGAUCCUAUUGCUUUGGAUGUUUUAUCAAGAGGUGUUUUAUCAUCAGCAGUUGCUAAAUUGGAAAAAUUGGGUCCGAAUUCAGCAUCAAAUGUCAUUGAUUUCAUUACUUUUUGUAUCAAUAACAUUUUCUAUGAUAAUACAUUUGAUUGCACAGCAAUUGUUAAUGCGAUAUUUGAUACUGUCUGCAAAUGGGGUCCUUCUAAAACAUACGGAUUAAAAGUUACAGCAGCAUUCGCGAGAUUGGUAACAAUGAUAAAUGAUAAUAUAACUGUUGAUGAUAUUGAUGAAGAUAAAAUGAGAAUGGCUAUGUCGAUUUUGAAGAAACAUGACGCAUUGAAUUCCAAACCAAAGCCAGAACAAAUCUCUUUGAAAGUGUUCUCAACAAAUGUGAAGCGAAGAAAUGACAAUGAUGGUGAAUGGCAGGAUUUGGAUGAUUCUUCUGAUUUUGAAUAA
Trichomonas vaginalis G3 is the source of this 4563-nucleotide messenger RNA. RefSeq names its product armadillo (ARM) repeat-containing protein family. The coding region runs from base 1 to 4563 and encodes 1520 amino acids. NCBI's taxonomy places the organism in Eukaryota, Parabasalia, Trichomonadida, Trichomonadidae. The record is from RefSeq and is a predicted model, not a curated record. The transcript has a single exon.